CCAUGUCGCCGUCAGGCGGUCAACCACUUCCCGGGCUCGUACGGGAUUGGGCGCAAGGACUACCUGUGGCGUAACCUGAGCCGCAUGCAGAGGCAACACGGCGAGCGGAGCCGACCCCUUGCCGCCUCGCUGGUGCCGGUCUCCCCUGUCGUCACAGGUGCCGCGUACGACUUUUGCGCAAAGUCGUACAUUCUCCCUCGCGACCGGGAGCACUUUGAGCGCGACUAUGAGGAAGGCACCGUGUACAUUAUCAAGCCGCCCGCUCAGGCCGAGGGAAGAGGUAUCCGCCUCAUCAACCGAUCAGACCAGCUGCCCGGCAAGGGCGUAUCCGCCAUCGUACAGCGGUACCUCGGCGAGCCCUACCUCAUCAACGGGAAAAAGUUCGACCUGCGCAUCUAUGUCGCCGUCACCUCCUUUGAUCCCCUCCGCGUCUACGUCUUUGAGGCGAGCCUCGCGCGCUUCGCCACCUCAGACUACCGGGCUCCCGGCGCCUCCAAGCGCUCCAUCAAGGACCGGUACAUGCACCUGACCAACUACUCGGUCAACAAGAGGAACGAGCGCUUCGAGCGUAACACAGACGCAUCGCGCGACGACGAGGGCUCGAAGUGGUCGCUCUCAGCCACCAUGAAGCAUCUCGCCCAGGCGGGCGCCGACGUGCGGGCGCUGCGCGAACGGAUCCAUGACCUCCCAUCGGUCGUGUCAAAGAUGAACGCGGCAUGCAACGGGCGAGCCGCGUGUUUUGAGCUCUUCGGGUUUGACGUGCUGCUGGACAAGGCUCUCAAGCCGUGGCUCAUCGAGGUCAACGUUGCUUGCUCGCUCGCCUCCUCCUCCCCACUCGACAAGUGGAUCAAGAACAUGCUGAUGACAGACCUCUUCCAUCUGAUC
Emiliania huxleyi CCMP1516 is the source of this 885-nucleotide messenger RNA. RefSeq lists its product as hypothetical. The transcript is spliced from 5 exons. The record is from RefSeq and is a predicted model, not a curated record. Gene Ontology annotation, cellular component: cilium. The annotation marks the transcript as partial. Gene Ontology annotation, biological process: protein polyglutamylation; microtubule cytoskeleton organization. Lineage: Eukaryota; Haptophyta; Isochrysidales; Noelaerhabdaceae. Gene Ontology annotation, molecular function: tubulin-glutamic acid ligase activity; tubulin binding.